Molecule: messenger RNA, 357 nt
Organism: Cotesia congregata
Lineage: Eukaryota; Metazoa; Arthropoda; Insecta; Hymenoptera; Braconidae
Source: the annotation of a GenBank genome assembly
AUGAAGCUGGACGUGUCGGACGUGAUGUAUGACAACUCGAGCGUAUCGAGUGAUAGCGGGACAUCUCAGAGUUCUCAUGCGAGUCAUGAUUUUCUUUCAAAUAUUGCCAAUGCUACGAUUCCCAACAGUAUAGCAGGAAGUAUUAAUAAUGGUAAUUCGGCGGUUAAAAAACGUAAUCGAAUUAAUAUAAGUUGGUGUGACGUCUUGGCCAUGACGCAAGAUAUUUUUUUUUUCAUCUUGUGUCCUCAUAACGCGCCUCAUAUUUAUUAUUGUCAUUGCUGUAAAAAUGUGUGCUUGUAUUUAUGUAUUUGGUUCUUAUCGCUGGAUAAAAUACCUGAAAUUCGGACGAUUGAUUAA